Molecule: messenger RNA, 1203 nt
Organism: Prunus armeniaca (apricot)
Lineage: Eukaryota; Viridiplantae; Streptophyta; Magnoliopsida; Rosales; Rosaceae
Source: the annotation of a GenBank genome assembly
AUGAGUCAAGCAAAACCAGAGUUGCCCAAACAGUUAGUCCCCUUUCCAGGUUGCACACCAAUAUUAGUUGCCACUCCAUUAUCAGUUGCUAACAAAUUUUCUAGUCUUGGAUCUACAAUUGGCCAAAUUCGCCCUAGUUAUCAGUCAACUUUAGUAUCUUGUUAUGAUCCUUUCUCCAUUGAUCCUUCAGUAGGACCUUCAGUUGCCUUCAAAAAGACAUCCCCUUACUUGCCCAAAAGCAAUUUCCACUUGUUUGUUAUUGAGCCCAAUUAUGAUAUUCAUUUUGAUCCAGUUGCCAUUGCCAAACACUAUUUCCCCCCAGGAUUUCAUUACAUGCCUCCAAGCCCUUACAAAUACCUCAAGUAUUAUAGAGAUAUAUUACUUGAAACUCAAUUAGUUGAAAUUAAGUCGAUAAGGGAUCGAGAUCACCCCGAAAUCAUCCUUUAUCAUUCCAUUUACAUACACAGAGUUUUAAGCCAAGAAUCAUUCAGUAGCCACCCUUAUGAGUUGAAAACCCUCCAGUCAAAAUUGCAAUAUAAUUAUUCUGAUUAUAUUGAAGCCUGGUAUUCUAUCUUCCUUCACCAAUCUGAGGAUUUUAGCCAUUCCUGGUUUAUUAAUUUUGACAACAAAUUCAAAUGCUCAUUUCCUUACUGGUUUCUUCACUGGUGGGAAAAACAUGGCCUAGUUGAUGAGAUUUUGCCUGUCUCAGUCCUUGAGUUAAUUCAUCAUUUUACUAAGAAAGCCAAAUUCUCCAAAGUUGAUUUGUUCUUUCCAAAACAGUUACUUUUUGUUGCCACAUACAAAGUUCCUUGGAUCCUCAAAUGGUCCUACAGGGUCACCAAAGACACUAGAAUAUUUGCUCGACAAUUUUAUGUUAAAUGGUGGGAUAAGUUCGAAGUUGACAGAAUUGCUAAAUAUGCUUACAAUGAUUUGCCUCUUGAUUCUGCCCCCCAUCCAACUUCCCAUAUUGGUUCUACCCGAUCUUAUCUUUCUGUGAAAGGAAAAUUAAAGUCUGAACUACAAGAAAUUGCUCACCAGAUGAUUAUACAAGCUUCCCAAAUGGAUGAUGAAGAUGACAAUGACAUCGAUUCUCCAUCAUCGUCCAGUUGUCAGCCCAUGCAGAGCCCUGCCAAGACCAAACGCUGGGGAGACUAUCAAGACAGUCAGGACCCCUAUGAUGCCUAUGAUUUAAAUUCUGACUAG